Linum trigynum is the source of this 2669-nucleotide messenger RNA. NCBI's taxonomy places the organism in Eukaryota, Viridiplantae, Streptophyta, Magnoliopsida, Malpighiales, Linaceae. The record is from the annotation of a GenBank genome assembly.
UAUCUGUUUUUUUUUUUUUGCUUGUGUGGAUUAACGCUUGGGAAAUUCUAAUAAACUAAGGAAAUUUAUGUUGCGAAAAGGUGUAUUAGUUUAGAUUUCAUUAACAAUCACUUGUGUGGAAACUGGGAAUUAGUUGGCUGGAUGAUGCUUUAUUUUAUAUACAAAAUAAAAAGCUAUUGAUUUGGGUCAGGGAGGCUGUAUAUGUGAAGUGUGAACAAUGGGAAAGCCACGAGUUGAAGCAAUGUUGCAAUGAAUUUCUUUGUAACUUAGUGACCCUCAACAUUUGUAUUCAGUCGCGGAGCUACGUUGAGUACAAGGGCUACAAACCUUCAAAGUUUCAAGUGUAUGAAUAGGUCCAAUUUCAAAUUUGAUGGUCGGUGCAGUAAUAGGGUCCGUUUCGAGUCUUUCGACAAUUUCCUUCCUCCUCGUUGCUAACACUCAGCAAUACUGGUAAGGGGAGCACAAAGAAUGUCGUUGUGUGGGGGUGCAAUUCUUCAAGCUGGGAGAAAACGAAGUCGUCUAGCUCUAUCGAAGUAUCAAAGGCUUUCGAGAAACGAAGUCAUUCGACUGAGUUGGUGAUAUUAUGAAGAACUCGCACGACCUAUGUAAAAUUUGCAACAAAUUCUGAAAAUAGACGGGUUGGUAAGACAUUAGGUCGUCGAUGGAGGAAGAGGAGGAGGGGUUGAGCGAGAUUAUUGAGCUGCCGAGUCUAAGCGAUUUUGGGGGCGGGUGGAUGUACCCUACGAUGUGGUUGCCGGACGACGGUGGUUGCGGUGGUGGUGGGACGGCGGGUAGGUAUGUUAGUGGUGGUGACGAGUUUAGUUCUAGGUUGGGUUGGGUGUAUGAUGUGCCAGGUUUAGUGACGUGGCGGGUUAGGUUUGACCAUUUUCAGCCCAGAACGACACUGACUAGGCGCUCCCGUUUGCCACGUCAGCACAUAACAGACUCCAUUAACGGAGUUGGACGGAGACUAACGGAGAGUGACUAAACAUGACCUGUUUUAGUAAUUCGAGUGACCAAAUUUGAUAUUUUUUUUUAGUGACUAAACAUGAUCACAUGAUUUAGUAAUCCCAGUGACCAAAUGUGGCAUUACCCCAAAAUAAAAGGCACUUAAUUUGGGUCAGGGUGGCUAUAUGUAUAUGUGAAAUGUGAACAAUGGAAACCCACGAACCGAAGGAGUGUUGCUAUGAAUUUCUUUAUAACUCGUUUGUUUUGCGGAUUUGAAAAAUGAAGAUUUUUUUAUAAUUUGGAUUUUGAAAAUUCAUGGAUAUAUGAGGGUUCUGGGUGCAUUAUGGAUUUGAUAAACACUAUUGUUUGUUUGAUGGAUUUCAGGAUGGAUUUUGUUAAUUAAAUUUGUAUGUAUGAAGUGUAACUUACCUUUAUUGUCAUCAAUAAAAGAAAAUAUGAGGGGUAGGUUUGGUAAAAAAAUGUGCUUCAAAGUCCAUCAUCAAUUCCCUCCUAAAGGUGUGGGAUUUUCAAGUUCGUGGGGCCCACGGAUUUGGACCCUCUAAAUACUUGAAGCAAACAAUGGAUUUUGGACAAAUUCCAUCAUGGAUCAAAAUCCAUCAAGCAAACAUAGUGAGUGACCCUCAACAUUUGUAUUCAGCCGCGGAGCUACGUUGAGUACAAACAAGGGCUGUAAAGUAUAAAUCUUUAAUUUUUCAAGUGUAGGAAGAGGUCCAAUUUCAAAUUCGAUAGUCAGUGCAGUAAUAGGCUUCGCUUCUACGAUUGCCUUCCUCGUCGUUGCAAACACUAAACAAGACUGGUAAUUAAGGGGCGCACAAAGAAUGUCGUUGAGUAGGGGGUGCAAUUCGUCAAGCUGGGAGCAAACAAGGUUGUCUAGCCCUACCGAAGUACCAAAAGCUUUCGAGGAACGAAGUCAUUCGACUAAGUUAGAGAGGUUACGAAGACCCCACACGAUUUUUGUAAAUUUUGUAACAAAUUCCGAAAAAAUAAACUAGUUAGUAAGGCAUUAUGUCCACCUCUAAAAUAACCAUGGUUCAAAUCCUUUAAAUGUAAAUCUUUUAUCCUUCCUCGUUCAGAUUUCGGACUCCUCCAUUAUUUUUAGUCGUCCCUGUGCUAUUGCUAGCUAGACAUAUACAUACUACACAAACAAAGUUCCCAACCCUAAUUGUCUUACUGUAUUUGUCAAUACUUGGAAAAACCUUGCUUGAUCCGUGAUCCAGGGCUAUUACGAAUAAUUGCAAAUUUAGUAACAACCAUGAAUUCGAGUUGGAUCUAAUUCACCAAGUCAUGAAAAGGAUGACAACAAAAAUGUUUUUUUCCUCUCUCUCCAAUUAGUUAAUCCAUUAAUGAGGCUCUAAUGAGAUAAAGUUUGGAUUAGAUGGUGGUGUGAAUAGUCUCCACUUAACUUAUGAGUUUGGCAUUGCCCAUCAAGUCUUCUCCGCAUUCAUAUAUGUGCAAUCCGGUUUGAAAAUAGUGACAAAUGCACAAAAUAAUAGCGGUUCUAAGCACAUAUAGGACAGGAAAUGAACCACUUUGAUGCAGUUUGUGUUUACAGGGUGCAUGCGUCGAGCUCUAAUUACCAUAGUUAAUUGUAUACUAUGUGAAGCUAAAAUUGGAUAUUGUAGGAGAUGAAGGAAGUCGAGACCAAGAGGUUACAGAUUGAUCGUAUAUUGUCCAUCAAUUAAUAUACAUAUGAAAUCUUA